Molecule: messenger RNA, 893 nt
Organism: Drosophila suzukii
Lineage: Eukaryota; Metazoa; Arthropoda; Insecta; Diptera; Drosophilidae
Gene: Obp19c
Product: Odorant-binding protein 19c
Biological process (GO): sensory perception of smell
Molecular function (GO): odorant binding
Source: RefSeq, a predicted model, not a curated record
UUUGCUGGGUAGUGUUGGCGAAGUGAAAGAUCGUCUUUGGAGCGUGACUUGGGGGGGCGACACUGAGAAUAAUGGACUUGACAAUGGAAAAAUCGCUGUCAUCAGCAAAAUCAAGCGGAGAAAAGACAUGUGCCGAAGAAUAUGUUUCGGGCGAUGGGCAACUAUAUAAGCCAAGAAACCAAGAACCCAAUCAAGUCAAAACCCAAAGAACAAGCCGGUGCAAAGAUGAACCCAUCCGCCAUUCCGCUGAUAACGAUCGUGAUGGGAGUGCUCCUGCAGAUGCACUGCAUCCAGAGCCAGAACCAAGCCUUCGAUCUCACCAAGCUGCUGCCCAAAACCGGAUCAGAGCCCAUCUGGACGGUGAUCGAUCGAAACUUGCCGCAGGUUCAGGAGAUGAUCAGCGCGGCCAGGAGGGAGUGCGUCGAGAAGCUCAAUCUUCCCAGGGAUCAGCGGCCGCUUAUGAAGGUGUCCAAUCCCAGCGAGAAAGAGAAGUGCCUUUCGGAGUGCGUGCUCAAGAAGAUCAAACUGAUGGACGACAACAACAAGCUGAACAUUGGUCAGGUGGAGAAGCUGACCAGCCUGGUGACCCAGGACAACAAGGUGGCCAUCGCCGUCAGCAGCAGCAUGGCCUCGGCCUGCAACCGCGGCGUCUCCUCCAAGAACGCCUGCGAGAACGCCCACUUCUUCAACCAGUGCAUCGGUCGCCAGUUGGAGCGCAACAACGUGAAACUGGUCUGGUAGAGCCAUCUGAUUAUCGUCUACUAAAAUUUAACUACUAAAAUGUAACUAAAGUGAGGAAAUGUUAGCCAUACUCCAAGUAUAUGGGCCAUACUAUUCGUUACAACGUAUAAGAUGCUCUGGUGAAAAUCUGUUGAUGUACACUGAUACAAAAA